UUUGCUGAGCUCUGCCAGUGGCUGCGCUGCUUUUCCACACUUUAUUGAGAUGAGCCGGAUUCAGGCGUGCAAGCUUAGCAGAUUGUGCUCCAGCUCUGCAGGACGAGGUCCCAGAGGAUUCAACGACACGGUUCAUUUCUGAAGCGGUGAUCGUCCGGUUGCUGCUUCAUGAAGAGAAGAGAUGCUGACGAUGCUGCUUCUGGGAUGGACUGCAUUACUUUCUGGCCUCCCACAUGCAGCUUCCUCUUUAACGUCCCGAGUGAGUAGAGGCAGCCGAUGGCCGGCUCGGAAAUGUGAAGUCUUCAUCCUGCCUCCUCUUCCUCCUCCUAUGUUUCCUCCAAUCACACACAAAGCAGAGCUGAUGGUCGACAUGACAGAACACAUCACAGGACCCACAGGAGAAAAGGGCUGCAGAGGGCUGCGAGGAGCAAAGGGUAAACCUGGUGUGACGGGUCCAAAAGGAGAGCCAGGACCACAAGGUCCUCUGGGAAAACCAGGCCAGAAGGGGGAGAAAGGUGAGAGAGGCUGGAGGGGUCUGUACGGAGACAUCGGGACUCCUGGGAUGAUAAAGGGCAGUAAAGGUCAUCCAGGACUCAGGGGUGAUAAGGGUCUCAAAGGACACAGAGGCCCCACAGGAGAGAAGGGCGAGCGUGGCAUCCCUGGGACGGCCGGAGAGCAGGGACACCCGGGUCAGAAGGGGGACAGAGGUCUGAUGGGGGAGCAGGGAACAAGAGGAGAGCCAGGAGCCAGAGGAAAGAUGGGCUUGAAAGGUUCUAUUGGACUGGCCGGGGAGCAGGGACACCUCGGUGCAGCAGGACUGCCUGGUCUACAUGGAGAGCCUGGUCUACCUGGACAAGUGUACAUCCUGCCAGGCCUGCAGGGAGACUCCGGCAGCAGAGGACCCUCAGCCCCCUGCAGCUGCCCACAGGGUCAAAGUUCGCAGAGACCAUUGGACAACGUCCUGACGGUGUUUGUCGCAGACGGAGAGAAAGAGAUGAGGCGGCUGCGUGGGGAGAACGUGAUGGUGCUGCGGACGGACAGAAGAUCUCUCUACAUCUACACAGAUUCUCAGUGGAUGAACGUCCUGGUAACCGCUGCCGGAGAGGCAAUCCAAGAAGUUUAAAAGGGAUAGAAAUACAAUAUUAUCGGAAAGAAAAAGGUUUUAUUUAUCAGGACAUAAAAAAACAUGAUUUGGCCUGUGCUAUGAUCUAACAUUUAGGUUUUCUUGAACCUUCUGCUAGAUUCUCAUCUGCAGCCAGUGAACAGACGUCCCUUUAGGAUGUGUCAAAGAACAUCCUGGAACAGUUUAGCUCCACAAGUUUGAGAUUACAGAAGUCUACACAUGCUCAAAGAGCGUCCAUCCACAGAACAUCAGCACAUACACAGGAAGAAGUUCAAACACAGAAGUUCCUUCAGUUUGUCGCACAGAGUUGACAAAAGUUAAAAGUAUUCAUACUGAUGAGGCAUGGGAUCAACUACCAGAGUUACUAGAGAGGAAAAUUUAAAUGAACACAUUUAAGGAGCUGGACCAAAUGAAAAUGACUUCAAUAUUUUGUCCUUAUUCGACCUUUAUAUGUUUUUUGUCCCAUUAAGUUAUGUUGGACAACUGCUUCAACCAGGACUACCACCAAGUAUUUUACAGUGAUUUGACUUUGAUAUUGUGAAUUAUAGAAAAGAUCAAGUUUGUUUUUUUUUUUGUUUUUUUUUUGCAGCAUGAUCGUCUUUAGGUACCGUAUGCUAUUGUUCCUCAUGAAUAGAUCGCAGCAUGUUCAGUUCACUGCAGUCGUAUUAAAUGAAGUAGAAUUUGAAUAAAAAGUUCAUUUACUUUAGUAAAUUAAUUGACUAAUUAUUUAUUUGCACACAGACUGAUUUCAAGCCUUUGUUUUAUUUAAUCUUGAUUGACUGCCUUUCACCCAAUACAUGACAUUUAUAAUCAGAAUGUGACUUCACACUAAUUGUCUGCUUAAAGGUUAUUAUAUUGAAAAAGUACUUUAACAUAGCCAUCCAUUCUCUGUGUGUUUUUGCUGCGUCUCCCUG
Molecule: messenger RNA, 2037 nt
Organism: Poecilia latipinna (sailfin molly)
Lineage: Eukaryota; Metazoa; Chordata; Actinopteri; Cyprinodontiformes; Poeciliidae
Product: collagen alpha-1(X) chain-like
Exons: 14
Coding region: 182-1123 (313 amino acids)
Cellular component (GO): extracellular matrix
Source: RefSeq, a predicted model, not a curated record